Molecule: messenger RNA, 990 nt
Organism: Dromiciops gliroides (monito del monte)
Lineage: Eukaryota; Metazoa; Chordata; Mammalia; Microbiotheria; Microbiotheriidae
Exons: 4
Coding region: 1-786 (261 amino acids)
Source: RefSeq, a predicted model, not a curated record
AUGACGCCACGCGUCGCUGCGGCCCCGCCCCCUCGCGCGCCCGCCGGAAAGCCCAGAGGAGAAGAGGCGAGUAGGGGCGGGGCGGAGGGCUGCCUGGGCUCCACGUGUGCAGGAGCAGAGGACCCUCGAGGCCCGGAGGCGGAGGGUAGGAAAGAAUGGAGGGAACCGGGCCUGGGCGAGAGAGGGCUUCAUGGCCGACUUCCCUCCUGUGAAGUUCGAUAUGAGGUAGCCCUUGACUCCACACCCAGAGGCCCCAGGGACGAAGCUAGCAAGGCCUUCGGCGCCUUCAAAGGAGGCCUUGGACCAAGCGGGGGCGGGAUGCUCAGGCCCGUGAUGAGGAGCCUGGAACUCAUAAGCUGCAGUCCUUUCAACACCUACCACUUCCAUGAGCACACUUCAGGUCUUCUUCAAGUGCCUAUUUACCAACAAAUUUUCAGAGACUUGGUUGUGUCUGUAAAGUAUCAAAACGAUCACAUGAUCAUAGGAGGAAAAGGCAGAAGAAGGCCUUCACAUAGAAUAGGAGUUCAUUUCAGCUAUGGACAGCUUCUGGGCAAUACACCCUCUACCUCCUUUGAUGAGGCCCCUGCUCUUUAUGGAAAAAAAGUAGAGCUAAGGUUAUGUCCUGACUGUUGGGCCUAUAGCACUAUUCUACCCUUUUGGGUAGUCAGUGCUCUAUUAUCUAUUCUUUAUUCCUACCUAUUGGAUCAACAGUAUCACACAGUUCUAGUCAUUCUAGUUCUUCAUUGGGCUUUUAUUCAGAUUCAUCCCCCAUGGAAAUGGGUAUAGGAAUGCAUUGGAUAUGUUUUUUCAGACACCUCAGGAACAAUUUGAGUAUAAGGUCAUGCCUUUUGAAUUGAUUUAUGCCUCUGCAAUUUUUUAGUGAUUUAUGAACUCAGUUUUUCAUGACCUUGUGGACUGAGUGAUAGUUUUGUACUUCUGUGAUGUUAUGAUUUAAUCCUAGGACCCCAGUCAGCAUAUAACCUUGUUAAA